AUAUAUACAAGACACAACGCCCGGGUUUAAUUUCCUUCUCCUUCUUCUCAUCCACCGCUUCGGGAUUUGCUGCAGAAAUCGGCACUCGCCAUGACUCUCCAAGCUUCUUCCUUCGCCGCCGUCGGCCUGCCGUCCCUCGCGCCGCGCCUCUGCCGCUCCCGUCGCGGCCCCGUCGUCCGAGCCAAAGUGGAGCCGUCAGAGAAAUCUGUUGAGAUAAUGAGGAAGUUCUCAGAGCAGUAUGCUCGCCGAUCAGGAACAUAUUUCUGCGUCGAUAAGGGUGUGACUUCUGUUGUCAUUAAGGGACUGGCUGACCAUAAAGACACAUUAGGUGCACCGCUUUGCCCAUGUAGGCAUUAUGAUGACAAACCUGCAGAGGUAGCGCAAGGUUUCUGGAAUUGUCCCUGUGUUCCUAUGAGGGAAAGGAAAGAGUGCCACUGCAUGCUCUUCCUCACUCCGGAGAAUGAUUUUGCUGGCCAAGAUCAGGCCAUUUCAUUUGAGGAAAUCAAGGAAUCUACAUCAAAUAUGUGAUGCUCGUCAUGAAGGGAGCUACAUAAAAUAUGUGAUGCUCGUCAUGAAGUUGACUGGUUGCGAGAUCUCUACCUGUGUUUGAACCCUUGGAAGAAGAAAAUCAAAAUACUGGGGACAACGAAAAGGAGCAGCACUUUUUUAGCCCUCCAUUGUAUAUUUUGUACGCUAGCAUACUCUCACACUUGUUAUCUAAAAAUGGAGCUUUAAUUUCUUCCACAAUUCUUUUAUCGCUAAAAUCUGGGUACAGGCGUUUUC
Molecule: messenger RNA, 783 nt
Organism: Eucalyptus grandis
Lineage: Eukaryota; Viridiplantae; Streptophyta; Magnoliopsida; Myrtales; Myrtaceae
Product: ferredoxin-thioredoxin reductase catalytic chain, chloroplastic
Exons: 6
Coding region: 91-528 (145 amino acids)
Molecular function (GO): oxidoreductase activity, acting on iron-sulfur proteins as donors
Source: RefSeq, a predicted model, not a curated record